GCGCGUUUUAAACAACUCCCGUGGCGAAACGGCGUGUUUACUGUUUUGGGGUCUCGAAUAUCCGAGGGGGCGAGGAUGCCGAGCCGCCCCGAGGAUUACGAGGUACUCCUCACCAUCGGUGCCGGUUCAUACGGCAGAUGCCAGAAGGUGCGGCGGAGGGCGGACGGCAAGGUUUUAGUCUGGAAAGAGCUUGACUAUGGAUCUAUGACAGAAUCUGAAAAACAAAUGCUUGUUUCUGAAGUGAACUUACUUCGUGAACUGAAACAUCCAAAUAUUGUCCGUUAUUAUGAUCGUAUAAUUGAUAGGACAAAUACAACACUUUAUAUUGUGAUGGAAUAUUGUGAAGGUGGAGACUUGGCUACUCUGAUAGCAAAAUGUACAAAAGAAAGACAUUAUCUGGAUGAAACCUUUGUUCUUCGAGUCCUCACUCAAUUGACUUUGGCCCUGAAAGAGUGUCACAGGCGGAGUGAUGGUGGUCACACUGUGCUUCACCGAGACUUGAAGCCAGCAAAUAUUUUCCUUGAUGGCAAGAAGAAUGUGAAGCUUGGUGACUUUGGCCUGGCUAGAAUACUUCAUCAUGAUACCAGUUUUGCAAAAACAUUUGUUGGUACACCAUAUUAUAUGUCUCCAGAACAAAUAAAUCGCAUGUCCUAUAAUGAAAAAUCUGACAUCUGGUCUCUAGGCUGCUUGCUGUAUGAGUUAUGUGCAUUGUCACCUCCAUUUACAGCUUUUAACCAGAAAGAGCUAGCAGAAAAGAUAAGGGAAGGAAAGUUCAGACGAAUCCCACACCGUUACUCAGAACAGCUGAAUGAACUCAUCACAAACAUGCUAAACCUGAAGGAUUAUUGCCGACCUUCAGUUGAAGAAAUCCUACAGAAUCUCUUGAUAGUUGACUUGGUAUCUGAGGAGCAAGUGAGAAUUUUGGAGAGGAAAGGGCGACGAUCAGAACAGGAUAAAGUAGAAAGACUUUCAGGAACGCCAACAAAUGAGCUAAAACUGAAAGAACAACAGCUGCAAGAGAGAGAGAAAGCUAUAAAGGAAAGGGAACACAGACUAGAACAGAGAGAACGAGAACUCUGUGUUCGGGAGAGACUGGCAGAGGACAAAUUGUCUAGGGCUGAGAAUUUGAUGAAGAAUUACAACUUAUUCAAGGACCAGAGAUUCUUCCUGCCAGCAACUAGCCCAGAAGAUGAAACGUUACCUGUCCAUGCUACAAGAAAAAAGAAAGUUCAGUUCGGUGAUGAAAGUAAAGAAAAUGCCCAAUGUGAGGACAUCCUGGAAAACUUUUCUCAAUCAAAAGAAAAAAGUUGUAAUUUGAAGAAGCGUCUUUAUGCUGCAAACCUGCGUGCUCAGGCCCUGUGUGAGCUGGAGAAACACUAUCAGUUGAAAAGCCGUCAGCUCCUUGGAAUGCGUUGAAACAAUUCAUUUGUGCUUUUGUAGAACUGUGAUGUUUUUAUAGUGUUUUAAAAGUAUGUUUUCUGUAAUGGUUAUGCUGAAAAAGUCUGUGUAGCUAGUUUUAGAUAAAAAAUAAGUGCUAAAAUGUUUUAUGUAAAAUGUAGCUUAAUAUGUGAGCAUUCUAUGUGAGCAAUGGUAUGUGAGCAUUCUUUUAGAAAUUGUGCACUUUUAUGCACUCAACUACAUCAAGAAAGUACUAAUACUUUUAACAGAAAAAAUUGGAUGAGAUGUUUUAUGAUUAAGGUGAGAGUAAAGAAAUACUGCUACAGUGUGUCAAAAGAAAACAGAAUGCUAUGAUGGGGGAGUUUUCCUCCUUCCCAAAUUUGCUUUUUCUAUCCUUUUAAGCACCUUUUUAAAUUUAAUUUUUGGUUUUGAUACUUUUGUAUGUGGAAGUGCCAGUUGGCUGCAUCUGUUUUAUCCCCAUUAGGCAUUUCAGAGUUG
Candoia aspera is the source of this 1896-nucleotide messenger RNA. It is a transcript of the gene NEK2, whose product is annotated as NIMA related kinase 2. Gene Ontology annotation, molecular function: ATP binding; protein kinase activity. Lineage: Eukaryota; Metazoa; Chordata; Lepidosauria; Squamata; Candoiidae. Gene Ontology annotation, biological process: protein phosphorylation. The record is from RefSeq and is a predicted model, not a curated record. The transcript is spliced from 9 exons. Bases 76 to 1416 code for a protein of 446 amino acids.